Onychostruthus taczanowskii (white-rumped snowfinch) is the source of this 1440-nucleotide messenger RNA. RefSeq names its product G protein-activated inward rectifier potassium channel 1-like. Gene Ontology annotation, cellular component: plasma membrane. Gene Ontology annotation, biological process: potassium ion import across plasma membrane; regulation of monoatomic ion transmembrane transport. The coding region runs from base 1 to 1440 and encodes 479 amino acids. The record is from RefSeq and is a predicted model, not a curated record. Gene Ontology annotation, molecular function: G-protein activated inward rectifier potassium channel activity. The transcript has 3 exons. Lineage: Eukaryota; Metazoa; Chordata; Aves; Passeriformes; Passeridae.
AUGGCAGCCGUGCGCAGGAAGUUUGGGGACGAGUACCAGGCCGUGGGCCUCGCUCGCUGCAGCGCUCGCAGGGAGCGGCAGCGCUUCGUGGACAAGAACGGGCGCUGCAACGUGCAGCACGGCAACCUGGGCGGCGAGAGCAGCCGCUACCUCUCCGACUUCUUCACCACGCUGGUGGACCUCAAGUGGCGCUGGAACCUGCUCAUCUUCCUGCUGACCUACACGGUGGCCUGGCUGGUGAUGGCUUCGUUGUGGUGGGGCAUCGCCUACCUGCGCGGGGACCUGCAGCAGGCGCACGGUGACACGUACAGCCCGUGUGUGGCCAACGUGUACAACUUCCCCUCCGCCUUCCUCUUCUUCGUGGAGACCGAGGCCACCAUCGGCUACGGGCACCGCUACAUCACGGAGCGCUGCCCCGAGGGCAUCGUGCUGUUCCUCUUCCAGUCGCUGCUGGGCUCCGUCGUGGAUGCGUUCCUCAUCGGCUGCAUGUUCAUCAAGAUGUCGCAGCCCAAGAAGCGAGCUGAGACGCUCAUGUUCAGCCGUGCCGCCGUCAUCUCGCAGCGCGAUGCCAAGCUCUGCCUCAUGUUUCGUGUGGGCAACCUCCGCAACAGCCACAUGGUGUCUGCCCAGAUCCGCUGCAAGCUGAUCAAGUCCAGACAGACACCAGAGGGAGAAUUUCUGCCACUGGACCAGUGUGAACUGGAUGUUGGAUUUGGAACUGGAGCUGACCAGCUGUUUUUGGUUUCCCCUCUAACCAUCUGCCAUGAAAUUAACUCAGAGAGCCCCUUUUUCUGCCUCUCACAAAGAUCACUGAGGAGUGAGCAAUUUGAAAUCGUCGUCAUCCUCGAGGGAAUUGUUGAGACCACUGGAAUGACGUGCCAAGCCAGGACCUCAUACACAGAAGAUGAAGUCCUGUGGGGUCACAGGUUCCUCCCAGUCAUGUCUCUGGAAGAUGGCUUUUUCCGUGUCGAUUAUUCUCAGUUCCACGCCACCUUUGAAGUCCCCACUCCUCCUUACAGUGUUAAAGAGCAAGAAGAAAACCUGUCCCAGUCAUCUCUCUUGAACAGUCCUUUGGAUAAGAAAAGCAGAAGAGAACAGGUUUGUCCUCUUGACUGUGCUGAUGUUCCAGGAGAGAAGAACAAGCUCCCUGCUAAACUUCAGAAGAUCAGCUCGAGGAAGGAAGGCCUUCCUCCAAGAGCCCUGAGAAUGAGUUCCAGUAACACAGAGAAGACUUUCAGUACUGGAGAUCUCUUGAAAAUUCAAGAAAUAAGUCCCAUCUCUGAUGGUGAAGACAGUGAUAACAGGAUGCAGCUGAAAGCCUUAAAAAUAAAUGCCAAGGCUCUGACUCAGUCUACCAGUGAGCUCGAGUUACAGAAGGAUUUUCCAGGUGUGGGUGCUCUGGAGGUGAAAUUGGAAGACAAUUUUCCUGCCAAACUUUAA